Ciona intestinalis (vase tunicate) is the source of this 2319-nucleotide messenger RNA. The record is from RefSeq and is a predicted model, not a curated record. Lineage: Eukaryota; Metazoa; Chordata; Ascidiacea; Phlebobranchia; Cionidae.
GCACUGAUGUAACUGUAAAAAUUAUUGUUUGUUUGCUCUCUUGGUCCUAUUAUCACUCUGUGCAGGAUGUUCGCUUUCUGUAUUGGGGAUUUUUGAGUUCAGGAGCAUUUGGCGGGAAUGUUGUUGCUGUUUCUCAAUCCAGAUAUUUCUCUUAAAUAAAUGUAAAGUCACGUCUCAUUAAAGAAAAAACACAACAAAAUGUGUGAAACAGUACAGGAUGAUGAGAAUACCAUGAGCAUUUUAGUUGCAAGUGAUGUUCAUCUUGGAUAUAUAGAGAAGAAUGGGGAAAGGGGAAAAGAUUCGUUUGUUGCUUUAGAAGAAAUAUUUACAAUUGCCAAAGAAAGAAAUGUUGAUUUCGUUUUACUUGGAGGGGAUUUAUUUCACGAAAAUAAACCUUCAAGAAAAACACUGCACACGGCAAUGGAAUUGUUUCAAAAAUAUUGUCUUGGUGAUCGGCCGUGUAGUGUCAAAGUGGUUAGUGACCAAGCUGUGAAUUUUGGCCACACAUCAAGUUCGAUAACGUGUGUUAAUUAUGAAAAUCCGAAUGUUAAUAUUUCUCUACCUGUGUUUUCCAUACAUGGCAAUCAUGAUGAUCCAUCAGGGGCUGGAGAACUAAGUGCCAUUGAUUUAUUAUCUGUCACUGGUCUUCUUAAUCACUUUGGAAAACAAACAAAGCUUGAUGUUAUAAGUCUCUCUCCUGUGUUGCUACAAAAAGGAACAACCAAGCUUGCAUUGUAUGGACUUGGUUCCAUGAGAGAUGAACGCUUGCAUCGUUUAUUUUUGAAUCACCUUGUAACCAUGCUCCGACCAAAAGAAUCGCUUGAUGACUGGUUUAAUGUCUUUGUUCUUCAUCAAAACAGGUCAAAACACGGAGCAACCAACUACAUACCAGAACAGUUUCUUGAUGAUUUCUUCGACUUAAUCAUCUGGGGCCACGAGCACGAAUGUUUAAUUAACCCGCAGUGGAAUCCAAUCAAAAGAUUCUUCGUCAUGCAACCGGGAAGUCCCGUUGCUACAUCUUUAUGUGAAGGGGAAUCAAAACAAAAAAAAGUAGCUGUCGUGAAAAUUCGAGGGCGUGAAAUGAAAACGGACAUUAUUCCUCUAAAAACUGUACGUCAGUUGUAUGUUGAAAAUAUCACGCUUGCUGAUGGUGUUCACCCACCUGCGGGGUCUUCACCAGAAGCAAUAGAAGCCUUAUCACAAGCUUACUGUGAGGAAGUUGUUGAGCGACUGCUUUUACGAGCACAAAGUCAGAAAUCUGGUCACCCCCGGCAACCACGUAAACCCCUCAUUCGACUCCGAGUUGACUACAGUGGAUUUGAUAUAUUCAAUGCGUACAGAUUCGGUGCAAAGUUUGCAGACAGAGUCUCCAACCCAGAAAAUAUCGUUCAUUUCCUUAAAAAGUCUGUGAAGAAAAUUCGGGAUGAUUUGGAUGUAAAAGAUAUGGAUGACUUGAUAGGAGCCGAAGUUGUUGAAAAUGUGAAAAUGGAAGAUCUUGUGCAAGAAUAUUUAAAUUCGAAAGAUGAGAAAGAGCAAAUGCAAGUGUUGAGUGCGCGUGGUGUAAGUCAAGCUGUGUCAGAGUUUGUUACCAAACAAGAAAAAGACGCAAUCAAAGAAUUAUGUUGUCAUCAAAUCAAAAAGACCAAAAACUAUUUACAAGAACAAACAUUUAAUUUGGAUCAAAAUGAAAUUAAAGAACAAAUAAAAAGUUACCAAACCGAACGACUAAAAGAAUCAUCAACAAAAGAAUCACAAGAGCUGAAAGAAAUUCUUGAAAGAACCAAAGCUUUCAGUAAACGAUCGCGUGCUGAUUCUUCUAACGAUUUUUCAUCUGAAGAAGAAGAAGAAAUACCUGAACCUGUUGUGCAACCCAAGCCUAAACGUGGUCGUGGUGCAAGAAAAACUCGAGGUAGCAGAGGUGGUGCUCGUGGCAAAACUAAAACUUCACCUGCAGCUUCUUUAUCUAAUUACUUUUCUUCAUCACGAAACAGCCGACCAGGUGAAAGUCAAAAGAUGAACAUUACAAGUAAUCUAAGUAAACGAAGUCAAGAUAAAGGAGUCUCCUACAUAUCAUCUGAUGACGAUGGAAACCCAUUUGCAAAGUUGUGAGAUCAUUCAGGCGGGCAAUAAACUUGAUAACAAACUUACAUUUCGACAAUUGUGGUUUUUAUUUGUUAAAUUCUAUUAAUUCUACAUCAACAGGCUGAAAUGUACACAAAUAAUAAUUUACAUUGUUUUGUUUCCUUCUUCACAUUGAAGCAAAGAUAUUUACAAUGGUUGUAAUAUGACGCAAUUAAAAUAUUGAAUUCUUGUUAUUGA